AUGAGUGGCCCCACGGGCAUCACAGAGCUUCAGUGUGUUGUGCUGAUCGGUGAGUCAGGGGUGGGCAAGACAAACCUGCUGUCUCGUUUCACCCGCAACGAGUUCAACCACGACAGCCGCACCACCAUCGGCGUGGAGUUCUCCACGCGCACCAUCCUGGUGGGAGACGCCGCGGUCAAGGCUCAGAUCUGGGACACGGCCGGGCUGGAGCGCUACCGUGCCAUCACCUCCGCGUAUUACCGGGGGGCUGUGGGUGCUCUGGUGGUGUUUGAUAUCACCAAGCACCAGACGUACGACGUGGUGGAUCGCUGGCUGAAGGAGCUCUACGACCACGCUGAGGCCAGCAUCGUUGUCAUGCUGGUGGGGAACAAGACUGACCUGGCACAGGCUCGAGAGGUGCCCAUGGAGGAGGCCAAAAUGUUUGCAGACAACAACGGGCUGCUGUUUGUGGAGACCUCAGCGCUGGACUCCACCAAUGUUGAGGAAGCAUUCGAGACCAUCCUGAAGGAAAUCUUCUACAAAGUGCAGAAGCAGAAGCAGAGGAGCAGCCAAAGCAACACGGUGUCACUUGCGAGUGAGAGCCCUGCGAGCACAGCCCCAGCACAGGCAGAGAGGCGCCCGUGCUGCGUGGCCCUCUGAGCACCCCAGGAUGUCCCCAGGGACCCCCACAAGCCCGGGACACACCAGUGGCCCCCAGCACCAGCUGGUGUCACCCUGCCCACAGUGCCACCCCUGUCCUGGUGCAGUGGGGUCCAGCAGCCUGGACAAGGAGGGGUUAAAUUGUGCCAUAAACAGUGAGAAGCCGCAGUUCCAGGAGCUCUUCUCUCUCUGUUGCAUUUUUGCUGGGCCCUGAUUAGCAUCACCACUGUCACGAAUUGUUUCAGCCCUUCUGGACCUGCAGGGCAAAAUGACCAGGACACCCUCUGGGGAAGGAGCCAGGAGGUUCUGGGCAGGGUCAUGCCAGCAACAGGAGCCUCUCUGAUUACCUGGGGCUCCUGUAGGGCCACCCUGUGCCCUGCACUGAGAUGAGGCUGCCCUGCAGGUGUCUGUCCCAGCAGGGACUGCUCUGGGGUGUGAAGUGGCAGCACUCAGCCCUUGGCUGCCCCAGCAGG
This is a messenger RNA of Zonotrichia albicollis (white-throated sparrow), 1112 nucleotides long. Lineage: Eukaryota; Metazoa; Chordata; Aves; Passeriformes; Passerellidae. The record is from RefSeq and is a predicted model, not a curated record.